Molecule: messenger RNA, 552 nt
Organism: Saccharomyces eubayanus
Lineage: Eukaryota; Fungi; Ascomycota; Saccharomycetes; Saccharomycetales; Saccharomycetaceae
Gene: LDB7
Product: Ldb7p
Exons: 1
Coding region: 1-552 (183 amino acids)
Biological process (GO): chromatin remodeling
Cellular component (GO): RSC-type complex
Source: RefSeq, a predicted model, not a curated record
AUGAGCGGAAGCAACAUGGGGUAUUACGACGUACUGGCAGGGCUCGCAGCACUCGAAAAGUCGCCGCAGGUGGUGUUCACUGCGGCUGAGCUGCAACAGCUCACACAGCGGUCCAGCGCUGACGACGAUAGCGCCAAGAAGAGAGAGAAUACCAGUGGGAAAGUAUCUAAACCAAAGAGAGUGGGCAUGCAUGGGUAUUUGGGCGGGAAGGUGUCGCUCGCCGAUGCAGCGCAGGUGGAAUAUGAGGUGGGCCACUCGCUGCUCGGCAGCUACGUGCCGAAGCAGCAGCUGGAGGCCCUCUCCAGCGUCGACUUUGCCCACCACUUCCACCGCACGUUGGAGUGCAAGACCGCCCUGGAGACGCACGACGUUUUUCUUGCUGGCGCAGGCCAGCUGUCGCUGCCCUUCCAAUCGCCCAUGGACAGUCCCAGCGACAGCGAUCUCAAAAGGAAAAGGAAAGUGAUGAUAUGCAAACGGUGCCAAUUGCGGUUUGUGGGCCCUCAUAGACGGUCCCGGCUGAGAGAGCAUGCCUGUGGAGACCAAGCCAGUUAA